Molecule: messenger RNA, 1471 nt
Organism: Gossypium arboreum
Lineage: Eukaryota; Viridiplantae; Streptophyta; Magnoliopsida; Malvales; Malvaceae
Product: E3 ubiquitin-protein ligase AIRP2
Exons: 5
Coding region: 238-990 (250 amino acids)
Biological process (GO): protein ubiquitination
Molecular function (GO): ubiquitin protein ligase activity
Source: RefSeq, a predicted model, not a curated record
AAGGAAAAUAAUGAAGGCAAAGAAAGGAUUUUUCAGUACAUAAAACAAGAUAUAUCCCUUUCUUUUUCUUCAAAUAUCAAAAGGUUUCAUCACUAAGCAAUCUCUCUCUUCCCUUCCUUUUUAAAAAGUCCACCAAAUUCCAUUAUUCCCUUCAAACCCCAUUAAGACCCCAUCGCUUUUGUGUGUUUUUUUUUUUUUUCCAUCAUCCUUCUUUUUGUGCUAAACAUAAAAAAAAAAAUGUUGCAAAAUCAGGCCAAUAAGUCUUCUUUUAGAGAAUCUCUUAAAGCUCUUGAAGCUGAUAUACAGCAUGCUAAUAGCUUGGCAGCUGCUCUACCAAGAGAUUAUGGUGGGAAUUGCUACCAAAUGAGACUAUCUUAUAGUCCUUUUGCACCUUUCAUUUUGUUUUUGAUUGAAUGGAUGGAUUAUAGUUGUACAGAUACCCUUCCUAGUUAUUUAGGCCUUCUCCACAUCCUUGUAUACAAGGCAUAUGUUGAUGGAAUGCCAGUUUUAUCCUCCAAAGAUAAAAAAGCAACUCUAAGGGAAUUUUAUGCUGUUAUUUAUCCUUUGCUAAGACAACUCGGAGACGAAUUUAUCGAAUCGGAAGAUAAUAAGAAAGGCCGAUGCAUGGAAGUUUCGAGCCGGAAGAAGCUUGAAGACCACAAGAGGAUUCCCGAUAAAGAUUCAGAGAGAGACGACGAAUGCGGCAUAUGCAUGGAGAAUUGUACGAAAAUGGUUCUUCCUAAUUGUGGUCACGCCUUGUGCAUUAAUUGCUUCCACGAAUGGAACAGACGUUCGCAAUCGUGCCCUUUUUGCCGUGGUAGUUUAAAGAGAGUGAGUUCGAAAGAUCUUUGGGUACUAACGAGUUGCAACGACGUAAUCGACAUGGUUACGCUCGCGAAAGAGAACUUGUGUCGCCUAUACAUCUACAUCGAAAAGCUUCCUCUCGUAAUGCCCGAGACACAACCAUAUGUAUCCGAUUACAUGAUCUAACUACGAAGCUGAAACCGUAUCGAACCAUCGAAAACGUAAAAAAAUGCCAUCGUCCGCCCAUUGUACAUACAAUCCGGUAGGAGGGAAGAGGUCCGAGCUUCUUGAUCGGAACUUUCUCGACGGUCUAUUCAACGGCUGCUGUAUAUAGUUCUUAGAUACCGAUCUUGGGUCUCGAGGGUUUCGGAACAAGCAUACAGGUUAGUCUAUAUAGAGCAACCUGAAAUAUUUAUAUAGAGGAUGAAAUAUAUGAAAAUUUAAAAAUAAAAGGGUAUUAUUGGCAUUCAACUCAGUUGUUUUUUGGAACCUGAGUGUUAUAAUCGAAAAAAUAUAGUGCUAUAUAAUUAUCACAUUGAAACUUAUGCCUUAUCAAUGAAGUCCUAUUAUGUUAUUUGCACUCGAGUUCGGGUUUGAGUAUUCAAAUUCUAGUUUGUACUUGACACGAAUAUAUUUAAUUUUUUAAAAUUUUUUCGUGUAUUUAAAA